CCGCUAGGGAAUGGGAAAGGUCACAGGCUAGGAGCGGAGAGCGCAGAGGGGUCUGAGGAGGUGAGGACGGCGGCCGGGAGGCUCCAACCCAGGCCCGAAUCCCGGCCGGAGAGACCCGCGAAGCCCCGGAGCCUUGAGAGGCGCGAGCGCCGCCGCCUCCCCUUCCGCCGCCUCUGAUCUUUCCCGGUUUCUCCUUCAUUUCAAGCCCUUGACACCUGAAUUACUUCAACAGACUCCUUUGUGGUUAUACAGCCCCUCUACUUGGCAUACCUUGUAGUUUUUACUGUCUCUAGAAUCAUGGAAAACCAGUUGGCUAAGUCUACUGAAGAACGAACAUUUCAGUACCAGGAUUCUCUCCCUUCAUUGCCUGUUCCUUCUCUUGAUGAGUCAUUAAAGAAAUACCUGGAUGCAGUUAAACCAUUUGCAAAUGAAGAAGAAUAUAAACAAACAGAAGAAAUAGUUCGAAAAUUUCAAAAUGGAAUUGGAGAAAAGUUGCAGCAGAAAUUACUGGAAAGAGCAAAAGGAAAAAGAAAUUGGCUGGAGGAAUGGUGGUUGAAUGUUGCCUACCUGGAUGUGCGUAUACCAUCACAACUGAAUGUUAACUUUGGAGGUGCUGCAGCUUACAGUGAACAUUACUGGCCUGCAAAAGAAGGCACACAGUUAGAAAGAGGAUCUAUAACCCUUUGGCAUAAUUUGGUCUACUGGCAGCUACUAAAAACGGAAAAAGUGGCUGUUCAUAAAGUUGGAAAUAGACCUUUAGACAUGAAUCAAUUCCGAAUGCUAUUUUCUACUUGCAAGGUACCAGGAAUCACUAGAGAUUCAAUCAUCAGUUACUUUAAAACUGAGAGUGAAGGACACACCCCAAGUCACAUAGCAGUGCUGUGUCGAGGUCGAGUUUUUGUCUUUGAUGUCAUGCAUGAAGGUUGUAUGAUGACCCCGCCAGAGCUGCUCAGGCAACUUACAUAUAUCCAAAAAAAAUGCCACAGUGAACCUGAUGGACCUGGGGUAGCAGCAUUAACCAGUGACGAACGAACUCAAUGGGCUAAGGCAAGAGAAUAUCUGAUUAGUCUCGAUCCAAAGAAUUUGACUGUAUUGGAAAAAAUUCAGAGCAGUUUGCUGGUAUAUUCCUUAGAUGAUGAUAGUCCACAAAUGACACCGGAAGAUUAUUCUGAGAUAACUGCAGUGGUGCUUACUGGGAAUCCAACAGUUCGCUGGGGUGACAAAUCCUAUAACUUUAUCUCCUUUUCCAAUGGACUCUUUGGCUGCAAUUGUGAUCACGCGCCUUUUGAUGGUAUGGUCAUAGUUGAGAUCUGUCAUUAUGUAGAUCAGAAGAUCUUAGAAAAUGAGGGGAAAUGGAAGGGUUCUGAAAAAGUGAGAGACAUCCCUCAGCCAGAGGAGCUUGUUUUCACCGUGGACCAUAGAAUACUAGAUUGCAUUGACCGGGCUAAAGAACAGUAUUACAAGCAGGUAUCAGACUUGCAGAUUGUGGCUUAUGCCUUCACGUCCUUUGGCAAAAUGCAAGCCAAGAAGAAGAAGCUUCAUCCUGAUGCCUUUAUCCAGCUUGCACUUCAGCUAGGCUACUACAGACUUCAUGGACGCCCAGGUAGCUGUUAUGAAACUGCUACGACAAGGGCUUACUACCAUGGCCGCACAGAGACUGUGAGGUCAUGUAGUUUGGAAGCAGUCGAGUGGUGCCAGGCCAUGGAGGAUCCUUCUGCCGGUCUUCACAAACGGCAGCAAAAGAUGUUACAGGCUUUUGCAAAGCAUGGUAAAAUGAUGAAAGAAUGUUCAUCUGGGAAAGGAAUUGAUCGUCACCUUUUAGGUCUCUAUCUCAUAGCCAAAGAGGAGGGGCUGCCCGUUCCGGAACUCUUUACAGACCCUCUUUUCAGCAAAAGUGGAGGGGGAGGAAAUUUUGUCCUAUCAAGCAGUCUUCUUGGAUACACUCGAGUCAAUGGUGUGGUGGUUCCCAUGAUUCAUAGUGGCUAUGGCUUUUUCUACAACAUCAGAGAUGACAGGUUUCUUGUGGCCUGUACAGCUUGGAAAUCGUGUGCAGAGACUGAUGCGGAAAAGCUGGUUAGGACGAUAUUCCAGUGUUUUCAUGAUAUGAUGCACUUGAUGAAUGCUGCCCAGCUUUAGAGAAUGAUUCUGAAUUAUGUCCGUUCCAAAAUAUGUAGUUAAAAGGUGUGCUGGUCAUGAAUUGGGACUUGAUUUGAUGGAAAGUACUUAAAUGUUGUAGUAAUGAAGAAGAAUCUGUCAAAAUUCUACUUCCUAUAGCACUUCCUGCCACAUAUACUGGAAAUGCAGCGCUGCUUCUAAGCUGAAUGUAAUGCUUGUAGCAAUAAUGCAGUAUAGAACUAUGCAAUGUGUAACAUAUGCCUCAGCAAUGCAAUCCAUCCUUUUUCAUGGUGCAAGUCUUACUCUGGCUUUUGUAAGAGAUUUGUGUUGGUACCUGUAUCAAAACACUGACAUCUUCCCUGGCCAUUGUCUGAGUUACACAUUCCGUCCUCCAUGCACUUUUAUCUCUUGGCUGCUGCCGAAGGGCAUGACAAAUAUGUUCAGAGGCUCAGCUACCUGAAAUUCACACCUUACACUUCCGCUGAAGAGAGAGGCCAGGCACAGAUUUACUGUGAGGGAAGAGACCACUAGAAUCUCAUCAUAAUUUUAGAAAAACUAGACUGUGGACAACAACAAAAACUGGGCUGUAGCCAGAUGGUUGAUGCUAAAGAGAUAGUCGGCCUAAUGAAGCAGCUUAUCAUGUAUUGCUGCUUCACGAAUAUAAGUACAGAACACUUGCUAUAAAGUUAGUUUGUAAAAGUUUGUGAAGGGUUAAAUGGCAAAUUCUCAGGAUCUUACACUUUGCUUUUGGAUCAUUUUUUAUCUGUACAACUUUUGUAGUUUGCAUUCAGAAAAUAAAACUUACUGAAUCAUC
Trichosurus vulpecula (common brushtail) is the source of this 2929-nucleotide messenger RNA. It is a transcript of the gene CROT, whose product is annotated as carnitine O-octanoyltransferase. Gene Ontology annotation, cellular component: peroxisome. The transcript has 18 exons. Gene Ontology annotation, molecular function: carnitine O-octanoyltransferase activity. The coding region runs from base 298 to 2136 and encodes 612 amino acids. The record is from RefSeq and is a predicted model, not a curated record. Lineage: Eukaryota; Metazoa; Chordata; Mammalia; Diprotodontia; Phalangeridae.